AGGUUAAGAUAAACAGUGCAGUUGAGUUGCAAAAUGGAAAGUGCAAGGAGCAGACAAUGUGAGAUGAAAACUGACCUGAAUUUACUCCUUGAAUGUCUUAAGUAUCAGAUGGACCAGCCUACUUCUCAAAAGGAGGCCUUGGUUACUAUUUAUUCACUUUGCCACCAAAACAGUGACGCAAGUGAUUAUUUUAGAGAAAUAGGUGGGCUGAUGUUUAUAAAUAACCUGGUAAAGUCAAGUGUGCACAGCAUAGUAAAGGAAUCGGCCUUAUUUACACUAGGAGGCUUAGCUGAGAACAAUGUGUUCUGUCAGGAGAUUCUGUGUACUUCUGGAUUAUUUGAAGACCUCUGUAUGUUUCUAACUCAGAAGAAUUCCAGUGUGAAUUUGAAAAGAAUGUCUGUUUAUGUACUAUUAGUACUUGUUUCAAAUAACAAGAGCGGGCAAACAUAUGUGAGAGAAUCUGGUUGCCUUGAUGUUCUGUUACAAUUAUUCAGAACUACACUUUCAGUAGUGUCCGAGGUAAACCUGUCGGAUAAUGCUAUUAACCAGUGCUAUCAACUCUGGUCUUCGGUCUGUAGUGCUCUCUGUGCAUGUGUCAAUAAUCCCCAGAACGAGGACAAUCAGAAAAGCUGCAGUUUGGUUUUUCCAUAUGCAAAAGACUGCCUGCUGCGUUGCACAGAACCAGAGAUAGUUCGCCCAGUUUGUUCAUUCAUUGGACUCACUGUUGCCAAUAAUUCAAGAUUACAGCAGUUUUUUGUUUCAAUUGGUGGACUGACCGUGUUGGAUGAACUUCUUGCCAAACUGAUAUACAAUUCAUCAGAGAAUUCUUCAAGCACAAAACUUGCAGUUGGGGUAACAAAGACCCUGGAUGCCUGUAUUGCUGAUAAUUAUGCAGUUGGAGCUGCUGUGGCAAGAUAUAACAUUGUGCCCAAUCUACUGACUUUGCUUUCUUACAACAUGAUGACUUCAGGAGAAAAAUUCAGUAUUAUACUUACUCUUGGACACUGUACAGAUAGCUGUGAGGAGAAUCAGUAUGUUCUGGUUAAGAACAAUGGACUUCCACUUAUGAUUCAGGCCCUAACUGAAUCACAGGAUGAAGAAUUAAACAAGGCUGCAACCUUUGUGCUUCAAAACUGCAAACAUAUCACUGAGAAAUUGUCAGUGAAACUAAGUGAGGAUUCAUCAAAUACGGAGGCUGUAAGACAUUUAGAGGAAGACCUACAGCACAGAGAGGGGAUUAUUGAAGACUACAGGGCGAAAGCAAAACAAAUUUUAUGUCGCAUUGAACAGCUCGAAAAUGAACAUCAAGAGCAUGAGGAAAAAAAUCAGAAAAGGAAUACAUAUGAAAUGUUCUGUAAUAAGUUCUGUGAGGGACACCAAAAUGAAAACCACAAGCUGCACCAGGACAACAUCAGAAAACAGCUGUACGGUACAGAACAAAGCCACAGUAAUUCUAGGCAUUUAAAUGAAAAAGUGAGAAGACAGAUAUUUACUGAUGGCUGUAACAACAUUUCUCCAGAAGAUGUUAUGCAGACUACAUCAAGACGCCUACAAGUAAAUGCUAGCGACCAAAGCUCUAGUAGAGGCAUGAGAUGUACAAAAUUGAACCAAUCGCUGCUAAAUUUGGUAUCAAAUCAGCUGAUUGCCACUAAAUUUAUAAAUCUGUCAUCCAAGAAUGAUCAGUUAAAGCCAGCCAAUCAGAAUCCAACCAAUGCUUCUUUUGGUCACCAUAAUCUUCUUCACUCAGCUCAUAAAAUGAAAACAGCCAGCACAAAAGAAGUCCACAUUAAAAAUAAAAGCACUGUUUUUCAGUCUGGUAAAUCUGAUGUUCAAUUAAGUGAAUGUUUGUUCAAGCAACCAGGUUUUGUAGGUAAAAGUGUGAGAAAGCAAGUAACAAAUACAGAACCAUUGAAAUUGAGUUCAAGCACAUCAGGUUCAAGGACAAAUCAUAUUCUGACUAUUUCUAUGGAUUCUAAAGUAUCAGAAUUAAGGUGCUCAGGUUGUGUAACAACAGGACGUUUGUUAAACAGCCGCAAUUUUUGCAAGAUUUUGCAGUCUUGUCAAUAUCUGUGUGACCAACACAAAGUUAUUCUACACGCUGAAAUGAAAUAUAAAAGGAAUCUAAAAAGAUCUGUUAUCCCCGGCACGGAUUGUUCUAUGAACUAUAAUGGUAAUUCUGAUAAAAUACAGAAGAAUAAAGGUGAAAUUCAGCCUUCAAAGUCUGAUCUUCAAGCAAAACAUGAUACAUUGGCAGAGGAGCAAACAUGCCUUGAAGAUGAGGGCCUGGGCAAAAACCAUACCUAUUCAUUUGAUGAAGAUGAGAAUAAUGAAAUUCAUUUAGCAGAUGUACCCAUAACAGCUUUCAAAAGAAGCAAACGAAGAACCAGGAAAGAUUUUACAUCAGAAGAAAUAAACUAUCUUUUGGAGGGUGUCCAAAAAAAGGGGCAUCACUGGAAUUCAAUUUUAUGGGGCUACCCAUUUCAGAAAGGACGGACAAAUGUUGAUCUUGCAAAGAAAUACUGCAAGUUACAGGUACUACUACUACAGAUUUACUUUCUACUAGUCAUCUAUGUAAUAGUCCAUGUUCUUCAUGUGAUGGGAAUAGAAAAAUUUAAUAUUGUACAACUAUACUGGAAUUUUAAGAACAAUCUCUUUAUCUUAAAAGCAUUUAUACCAUUUCUAAAAUAAAGAAUUCACAAAGUA
This is a messenger RNA of Heteronotia binoei (common prickly gecko), 2703 nucleotides long. It is a transcript of the gene TERB1, whose product is annotated as telomere repeat binding bouquet formation protein 1. The transcript is spliced from 18 exons. NCBI's taxonomy places the organism in Eukaryota, Metazoa, Chordata, Lepidosauria, Squamata, Gekkonidae. Gene Ontology annotation, biological process: homologous chromosome pairing at meiosis; meiotic attachment of telomere to nuclear envelope. The record is from RefSeq and is a predicted model, not a curated record. The coding region runs from base 34 to 2688 and encodes 884 amino acids.